GCUACACUUUCGCUCCCAAAUACUUCCGAAAUUGAAAUGAACGGCGGCGUCGCACUGGACACACACUCGCACCUUGCCGACAGAAUCAACGGAGGAGCCAUGGACGUCGAUGCGCCGAGCAAUGCAGCUCUUUCAGUAGCAGACUCAACUGCGACAGGCCGACUUCCUGUCGCCGUCAACAAGCCCACACCAUUCACCUUCGACCUGGGCAACCUGCUCGCUCACGACCCGAAUCCUAUUCCCGCCGAGGCAGAUGAAGAGGCUCUGGCCGCCACCGCUCGCGAUGCCGCACAAGCUCUCAUCAACCAGCUACUCUCCACCUGCGAAAUCAAGUCUACUUCGGAAGGCGUGCACCUCGUCCUCCCCGCGCCACAAAUGGCCUUACCCCGCGAAAAGCCCAUCCCCAAGGCCAAGGAACAGACUAAGUGGGAGCGCUUUGCCGCCAAGAAGGGUAUCAAGGACAAGAAGCGCGACGGCAACAAGGUUUACGACGAGGCGACCGGCGACUGGGUACCCAAGUGGGGAUACAAGGGCAAGAACAAGGAGGCCGAGAGCUCCUGGCUUGUUGAAGUCGACGAGAAGAAGGAGGCCAAGACUGGAGAGGCACACGAUGCGCGGGCUGAGAGCAGGCACGAGCGCAAGGAGAGGACCAGGAGAAACGAGAGGAAGCAGCGCGCAAACGAGGCAAAGUCUCGAAAGCCUGGUGUUUGAAUUGGGGGCAGUCAAGCUUGAGGGCAAGAGAUGAGCAACCUUCGUCAUGUUAUGCAUUGGGCGGCGUUAUCAACUGGGGAUAUAUCCGACUUCACAGGCGUAUGAGGUCUAAAAGCAAGGCUGCAUGUACGUUCGAGGUCGGGGAAGUGGACUGCUGUAUUUCCGCUAGACUUUUAAGGCCCAUGGAGAGGACCGGCAGGAGCUCGAACGAUGUCGUUGAAGCAUUUGCGGCCCAGAAUAAUCUAGGUUGUUGAAC
Molecule: messenger RNA, 967 nt
Organism: Macroventuria anomochaeta
Lineage: Eukaryota; Fungi; Ascomycota; Dothideomycetes; Pleosporales; Didymellaceae
Product: RRS1-domain-containing protein
Exons: 2
Coding region: 37-711 (224 amino acids)
Biological process (GO): ribosomal large subunit biogenesis; ribosome biogenesis; ribosomal large subunit export from nucleus
Cellular component (GO): nucleus; preribosome, large subunit precursor; nucleolus
Molecular function (GO): protein binding
Source: RefSeq, a predicted model, not a curated record